UGGGUGCUGGGAACUGAACCCGGGGUUUCCACACGGAGCCAACAUCUCCCCAGCCCCUCAGGAGAGGCGGAACUUCUCCAUAGACAGUCGCCCACUGCCACCACCUUGGGGAGGGCAGGACCUCUGUUCUGUGAGGAAGAGGACAAAAGGAGCAGCCUGAAUGGUAGGAGAGCAGAGCAGAAAGCAGGAAGAACGAGGGAGAAACAGGUGGCCUCGGGGACAGAGGUGCGGCAGGAAGGGCCGGGCGCUGACAACAUCCUCCCUCGGAGUUUCCCCACCUGGCCGGAAAGCUGCUCAGGAGCCCAGAGGCGUGCCAGCCCUGAACUGCCACGGGGGCGUGACGGAGAUGGUGAGGACCGUGUCGGCGCUGCCCCUGGAGUGGGAGUCCGAGAGGAAAGCUUGCCAGGCUGGCGAGGCUUGCCGAGAGCUGGUGCUGCUCCUGGAGAACGGACCCCAGGUUCACCUGGUUUCCAUCAAGGACUGUGCUAAGGCUGAGGACCAAGCGCCCCGGGUUACCUGGCUCAGUCCCGGCCCCGGGCUCUCCCUGGUCGCCUACACGCGCGUGUGCCGCCAUGGCGACUUCUGUAACGAUGUGUCCAGCACGGCGGCUCUUGGAGGCCUACCCAAAACGACAGGCCAAGGGACCCUGCGCUGCCCACUCUGCCUUUCCAAAAACGGGUGCGAGAAUGCCCCAGAACAGGUCUGCCCUGCGGGCACCACACACUGCUACAGCGGGGUCCUCAGCCUCAGGGGAGCGGCCAUGGCCUCCGAGCUGAGUGUUCAGGGCUGCAUGCCACAGGCUGGCUGCAGCCUGCUGGGUGGCGCCCAGGAAAUCGGACCCUUAGUUAUGAGGGAGAAGUGUGGUUCCUGGUCGGGGACAGUCACCCUGGGGCUCAAGCUUCCUGGACCACUUCCGGCCUCAUCCUCUCCCAUCAUCCCCUCUGACCUCCAGCAGCCUCGCUCCCCAGGAAAGAAAGUCCAGGAGCCAACCACCGGGGCUUCAGGGGGUCUGAAAUGCCAGCACGGGACGCUGCGGAAUGCCAAUGGAUUGUCAGAGCUGCCUCUCAGCUGGACAGCUGGCCAGACCACCUGUAACGUGGGUGAAGGCUGCCAGGACACGCUGAUGAUGAUAGAGAAUGGCGAGCAGGUGCUGCUAGUUCUCAGCAAGGGCUGCACUUCCGCUGAGGACCAAGAGGCCAAGGUCACUGAGCACAGGGCGGGCCCCGGGCUGUCCGUCACCUCCUACACCGCAGUGUGCCGCCGGGGGCACCUCUGCAAUGACCUGUCUUCCACAGCCCCUCUGUGGGCCCCGCCCCCCGUGACAGCACCGGGGACCCUGCGCUGCCCGCUCUGCCUGUCUGCCGGUUCCUGCUCUGGCCAGCCCGUGCAGGUCUGCCCUGCGGGCACCACACACUGCUACAGCGGGGUCCUCAGCUUCGGGGGAGAGGAGGUCUUCUCAGCGGAGAUCCUCUCAGAUGUGAAGAUUCAAGGCUGCAUGACGCAGCCAGGCUGCACCCUGCUCAAUGGCACGCGGAAGAUCGGGCCCGUGGAUGUGGGGGAGGCCUGCCAGGUCACCCGGACAGACACGCUGACCUGUCACAAGGGAGUCAUGUUGAAAUCAGGCAGCGGCUUGGCUGAGAAAGCUGAGGAGUGGGUUUCAUCCACUUUCCUGGAGUGUGAACCUGGGGAGCUGUGUCAGGAGACUCUCCUGCUCAUAGAUGUGGGACAACGUUCUGUCCUAAUAGGGAGCAAAGGCUGCAGCAGGCCAGUGGCCCGGCCCAGCCCUGGAGUGUCCCUGCACUCCCAGCACCCUGGAAUGCUGGUAGCUUCCUAUUUCCACUUCUGCUCCUCGCCACUGUGCAAUGCAGCCAGCAGCAGCAGCGUCCUGCUCAGCUCCCUCCCUCGGCCAGCCGCUCCUACCCCGGGAAGCCUGCAGUGUCCUGCCUGUGUGGAGUUAUUUGGGUCCUGCCCUCAGAACACCAGAGUUGUCACCUGCCCUCAGGGUGCCACUCACUGUUACCAAGGUGCCAUUGGUCUCCAGGGAGGUGGACUGACUUCUGGAGUGAGCAUUCGGGGGUGCAUGGCCUCACCCACUAGAUCCUUACUGGGCAACUCUAAAGCGUUCGGGAUCUUCUCUGCAGAGGAAACCCCUGAGGAUGGAGGUGCCAGUGAAGAUGCCAGUGAAGGUGCCAAAGGAGAGUCCAAAGGAGGUGCCUCGACCUCUUCGGCCUCUUCCCUGGCGUGGCUGUUAGGGCUGGGGCUCUUCUUAGCCCUUUGUUUGGAAGGCUUUGUCCUCUAUGCUGAACCCAUUUUCCUACCCUCCUUAAUCCCGGCUGGCCUCCCAUGUCCACCCUCCCCUGAUGUCACAACCUGAGGACCUCAGGCUGGCACUGUCACCCCUUGCUGCCCAGGUGUCCUCAUCCCUCACCCACACACCUGUGCCUCCAUGUUUAGAUACAGGAGCCUCUGAACUCAGCCUGCUCCAGAGAGGACAGCCUCACAGAGCCACACAUGGGAUAAUAAAGCCGCUGCUGUUUCUCCAAA
Meriones unguiculatus (Mongolian gerbil) is the source of this 2544-nucleotide messenger RNA. RefSeq names its product CD177 molecule (gene Cd177). The transcript has 14 exons. NCBI's taxonomy places the organism in Eukaryota, Metazoa, Chordata, Mammalia, Rodentia, Muridae. The record is from RefSeq and is a predicted model, not a curated record. Gene Ontology annotation, cellular component: plasma membrane; plasma membrane raft. Bases 161 to 2374 code for a protein of 737 amino acids. Gene Ontology annotation, biological process: regulation of integrin-mediated signaling pathway; positive regulation of neutrophil degranulation; cell-cell junction maintenance.